Trypanosoma grayi is the source of this 1131-nucleotide messenger RNA. RefSeq lists its product as hypothetical. The transcript has a single exon. The record is from RefSeq and is a predicted model, not a curated record. NCBI's taxonomy places the organism in Eukaryota, Euglenozoa, Kinetoplastea, Trypanosomatida, Trypanosomatidae. Bases 1 to 1131 code for a protein of 376 amino acids.
AUGCGGCGUGUUGCCCUCACCGUGUGUUUUGAGCGCCUCCGGUGGGAACGGCUGCAACUCCAGGAGCAAUAUCGUCUCACAGCGACUAGUAUUAAAGUGUCUCCCGGCCUUGUCGAUCACUGCAGGCUGGUGCAGAGGAUCACGGAAAGCCAGAAUCCUGAAUACCUGAAGCGCAAGCGUAUUCGCGGCGUAUUAAGAAAGAUGGAGACAAACCACAUGGAAUGGCUGGAGGAAUGUGGGCCACGGGAGUGCGUACUGCUGUUAAAGGCAUUGGCAGGCGCGUCGCGGUACCUCGGGCGCGAUCACAGUGCCACGAUGGGCGUCCCCUACGACGACGAUUGGUCGGGUGCAUCACCGCACUUUUCACCUGGCUUCAACGACUGGCUCUGCGCCGCACUGCAGCGCAGCGCACAACACGCGUCAGGUGCUGAGGAGCGGAUUGCUCUGCUGGCAGCGGCCGCUGAACUGGAGUUGGCAGACACUCCGGUGCUGCAGCAGCUCUGCCAACCUCUUACAAGCCGAGAAUACACGGCGAACGCGUCACCGGCAGAUCUUGUCAGCGUUUUGCGUGUCAGCUCACUGCUUGUCAAGCGGUGCCGGAUGCCGCUUCCCCCACUCAAUCACGUGCUGUUUCGUUUGAUGACCGCCAAGCUCGAUUCACGGCAGUCUCUGACGGUUCUUUCGUCACUUUUGCGCUUGCGGGAGCGGCAUGGUGUGGAAGUUGUGCGCGCUGUUUCCAGAAGAGCUACCGAUCAUGUCGCGACGUACACACCGAGGGAUGUUGUCUACGCACUGGAGGCUAUAGCGCUGCUGAACUGCUGCCACGAGGCCUACACAGGGGCUGUUCUCGAUCGGUGCACGGAAUUGCACGCAGUGCUUCAACCCACGGAGCUUGGGAGCAUCUGCAAGUACGUUGCCAUGCUGAAUAGUUCAAGGACAAACAAUGAUGCAGCGUUAUCGUGUGCCAAGGAGCUCCGCCGGCUCCUUCCGGCACUCUUGAAUCGAACAGAGCAGCUGCUCGGGCGCUUCUCGCUCCGUGACGCUCGUUGCAUAUUGCGAUGUUUUGAGCAACACAAGAUUCACCACUCCGUAGUCUUCUCGCGCCUGACACCACUGACGUCGGGGGCAUAG